This is a messenger RNA of Arachis stenosperma, 3324 nucleotides long. RefSeq names its product vacuolar protein sorting-associated protein 41 homolog. The transcript has 19 exons. The record is from RefSeq and is a predicted model, not a curated record. Gene Ontology annotation, biological process: protein targeting to vacuole; endosomal vesicle fusion; vesicle-mediated transport. Gene Ontology annotation, cellular component: late endosome; HOPS complex. Lineage: Eukaryota; Viridiplantae; Streptophyta; Magnoliopsida; Fabales; Fabaceae. The coding region runs from base 311 to 3175 and encodes 954 amino acids. Gene Ontology annotation, molecular function: protein binding.
AGUUAGCUAGCUAAGCACCGUUUCUACUUUCUAAGCAUUUUCAAUUCACGAACCUUCCAUUCAUCACUUCCCACUUUCCCCCCUUUGAUUCACCAUUCAACUUCAACGACAAUUUUCCAUUUCAACCACAAUUAAGAAGAAUAUAUGUAACAUAACAAAAUAGUAAAAAUAAGAACGGGGGUUUUCUCAGAGAAAGAGAAAGAAAAAGGAGGAAGGGAAAAUAUUUUCUGCUGCAACCAAACAGAUCCGUUCUCUCAUCGGAGGAGAAAAGAAGUCCAGAACCACGAGGCAGCCGGGGAUAACCAUCCGAAUGGCUCCGAUUCCGUCAGAGAACGGUGUAGAUGGAGACGACGAGAGAGAAGAAGAGGAAGAGGAAGAAGUUGAAGAAGACGAAGAAGAGGAGGAGGAAGAAGAAGAUGAAGAGGAGCCACGGCUUAAGUACCAGAGAAUGGGAGGGAGCAUACCUACGAUGCUUGCCACCGAUGCUGCGUCAUGCAUCGCCGUCGCCGAGCGGAUGAUCGCGCUAGGCACUCAGUGCGGCACCGUUCACAUCCUCGAUUUUCUCGGCAAUCAGGUGAAAGAAUUCGCCGCCCAUGCUUCCGUUGUCAACGACCUUAGCUUUGACAUAGAAGGGGAAUUUAUUGGAAGCUGUUCUGAUGAUGGAUCAGUUGUUAUAAACAGUCUCUUCACUGAUGAGAAAAUGAAAUUUGAGUACCAACGACCAAUGAAAGCGAUUGCAUUGGACCCUGAAUAUGCAAGGAAUGCGUCUAGGAGAUUUGUUGCUGGUGGUUUAGCAGGUCAUUUGUAUUUAAAUUCGAAGAAAUGGUUGGGCUAUCGUGACCAGGUUUUGCAUACCGGGGAAGGCCCAAUACAUGCUGUGACAUGGAGAACAAGUCUUGUUGCUUGGGCAAAUGAUGCAGGGGUGAAGGUUUAUGAUACUGCUAAUGACCAGCGUAUAACAUUUAUCGAAAGACCGCGAGGAAGCCCACGUCCUGAGCUUCUGCGUCCUCACUUGGUUUGGCAGGAUGACACCCUCUUGGUUAUUGGCUGGGGAACAUCUGUGAAAAUUGUUUCUCUAAGGACAAAUAACCAUAAAGCAGCCAAUGGGACAUACAGGCAAGUUCCUUUGUCUGGUAUGGUGCAGGUUGAUAUUAUGGCAUCCUUUCAAACUGGCUAUUUCAUAUCAGGCAUUGCCCCCUUUGGUGAUGUAUUGGUAGUUCUAGCUUAUAUUCCUGGAGAGGAAGAUGAAAAUAAGGAUUUUAGUAGUACCGCUCCUUCGCGGCAGGGCAAUGCACAAAGGCCAGAAGUUAGAAUAGUAUCAUGGAAUAAUGAUGAACUUUCAACUGAUGCUCUACCGGUACAUGGGUUUGAGCAUUACAAGGCGAAAGACUAUUCUCUUGCUCAUGCUCCUUUCUCAGGUAGCAGCUAUGCUGGUGGUCAGUGGGCUGCAGGUGAUGAACCACUUUACUAUAUUGUAUCCCCAAAAGAUGUAGUUAUUGCAAAGCCAAGGGAUACGGAAGAUCAUAUUGCUUGGCUUCUUCAGCAUGGGUGGCAUGAAAAAGCUUUGGCUGCAGUUGAAUCUGGUCAGGGACGCAGUGAACUUCUUGAUGAGGUAGGAUCGAGGUACCUAGAUCAUUUGAUUGUGGAACGAAAAUAUGGUGAAGCAGCUUCUCUAUGUCCCAAGUUGCUGCGAGGAUCAGCUUCAGCAUGGGAGAGAUGGGUAUUUCACUUUGCCCACCUUCGUCAACUCCCUGUUUUGGUUCCUUACAUGCCAACAGAAAACCCUAGACUGCGUGAUACUGCUUAUGAGGUUGCCCUUGUGGCAUUGGCUACAAAUCCAUCUUAUCAUAAGGAUCUCUUGUCCACUGUGAAAUCUUGGCCAUCUGUAAUUUAUUCUGCGUUACCUGUAAUUUCAGCCAUCGAACCUCAGCUCAAUACUUCAUCCAUGACCGAUUCGCUCAAGGAGGCAUUGGCAGAGUUGUAUGUUAUUGCUGGGCAAUACGAUAAAGCAUUUUCAUUUUAUGCUGAUCUUAUGAAACCAGAACUCUUUGAUUUCAUUGAUAAAUAUAACCUACAAGAUUCAAUCCAUGAAAAGGUUGUCCAAUUGAUGAUGUUGGAUUGCAAGCGUGCAGUUCCUUUAUUGAUCCAGCAUAGGGACUUAAUAAGUCCACAAGAAGUUGUGAAGCAACUUCUAAAUGCUGAUGUUAAGUGUGACUGCAGAUACUUUUUACAUUUGUAUCUCCAUUCACUAUUUGAAGUAAAUCCGCAUGCUGGGAAAGACUUUCAUGAUAUACAGGUAGAACUCUAUGCAGAUUAUGAUCCAAAGAUGCUGCUACCUUUUCUACAUAGCAGUCAGCACUAUACUCUUGAGAAGGCCUAUGAAAUUUGCACUAAAAAAGAGCUACUGAAGGAGCAAGUUUUCAUCUUAGGAAGGAUGGGAAACUCAAAGCAAGCCCUAGCAGUUAUUAUAAAUAAACUGGGGGACAUUAAGGAGGCUGUAGAGUUUGUCACUAUGCAGAAUGAUGAUGAACUCUGGGAAGAAUUAAUCAAGCAAUGCAUUGACAAGCCUGAAAUGGUGGGCAUGCUAUUGGAGCACACAGUUGGAAAUCUUGAUCCCCUCUACAUUGUAAAUAAGGUUCCCAAUGGGUUGGAAAUACCUCGGCUCAGGGAUCGUCUGGUUAAAAUUAUCACUGAUUACAGGACUGAAACUUCGCUUAGACAUGGGUGCAAUGAUAUCCUUAAGGCGGACUGUGUCAACCUUUUAAUCAAGUACUACAAGGAGGCACGGCAUGGAAUUUCUUUAGGUAGUGAAGAAGACGAGCCACGAAUCAAAAAUAGUGAUACUCAUGAUUCUUCAAAAUCCCUUGGUCUGAGAAACAUGGAAGUGAAGUCAAAGACCAGGGGAGGUGGAAGAUGUUGUAUAUGUUUUGAUCCUUUCUCUAUACAGAAUGUUUCAGUCAUUGCUUUCUUUUGCUGUCAUGCUUACCACACAACUUGUCUCACGGAUUCGUCGUACACUAGUAAUAAUAGCAAGAAAGAGAUUAAGAGCAAUUCCCGAGAAACAUAUGAUGAUUACAAUGAUUAUAUGGAUGAGGAGGAGGAGGAAGAGGAUGAAGAAGCCGAAUUGGGUGCCCCUCGAAUGCGUUGUAUAUUGUGUACUACUGCUGCUAGUUGAAUGUGCUUGUGGUGUUGUAUGUGUCGACGGCUUUUUUGUUUGCAUGAUUUGAGGUUUGAGUAUAGUUCCCAUGCACGAGGAAUGUGUGUAUUAUCAUCUUGUCAAUUUUUUCAAUAUGAUUAUAUAGUUUUUCUUUUUCUUUUGUGUAA